AUGGGAAACAACAAGAAGAACAAGCGAGGAGCCAGAGGUUCUUGCGAGGAGGAAACCGGAACGCCUAAACGACCCAAUAUGGCGGCGACCGCAGAACCAAUUUCAAGCGAACUAGCAAGCCUCGCUGGACCAACUCUGAUGGAGGAGAUCCCUGGACAGAAAGAAUCAUCGAUCGCUCCUGUAGAGCCGUCACUUAUUGAACUUAGGGAAAUGCUGGUUGAUAUUAAGAUCGAUAUCUGCAGCAUUCUACGAGAAAACGAAGCCAUGAAGAACAACAUGGAUGAAUUGAAGGCGACUAUUCGAGGGCAGAAUGUUGAAAUAGCAAACCUUCGAGCAUCGCUUAAUAAAGCGAUAAAGCAGUUUGAUGAUGCCGAACAAGAGCUGGCCGAAACAAGGAAAAUAGUUGACCAACAGGAGGAAGAAAUCGCCGAGUUGUACGACCUCCAAGAUCAUCUAGAACAGUACACACGGAAAAACUCCUUGGAGAUCCAUGGAAUACCGGAACAAGCUUAUGAGUCAACAGAAGUAGUUCUAAAAUUGGCUAAUGCCCUGGAGGUGCCGGUGUGCCAACAGGAUAUCGAAAUAUCUCACAAAUUAAGCCGGAGAAAGGGAGUUAAGCCGAUUAUCGUAAAAUUUGUUAAUCAUAAAACUAAAACGAAUCUAUACAAAGCCCGGACAAAACUAAAAAAUGUGAGUUUCUCAAGCCUCUUCCCCGCUUCGACCGCCGCAGCACGAGUUGCCUCCGGCAAGAUCUAUUUAUUCGAGAGCCUCACGUCGUACAGGAAAAAGAUCGUCAACAAAGCGAACGAAAUGCAGAACGAUGGUUCAAUCCUAAGCGUUUGGACAAUGGAUGGAAAGAUUUUUAUUAAAACGUCGCCCGAAGGUAGGCCUAUAAAAAUUAAUGAAUUAGAUGAUCUGGACUAUCUUUAA
Molecule: messenger RNA, 930 nt
Organism: Pocillopora meandrina
Lineage: Eukaryota; Metazoa; Cnidaria; Anthozoa; Scleractinia; Pocilloporidae
Source: the annotation of a GenBank genome assembly